UGAAGACCGAAGAGACGCGCCGUUGCCAUGGCAGCCGGCUGCUGGUUGCAUCAGGAGCCAGCCCCGGGGUGUCACCCUUGCCUCAUCAGAACUUAGAAAAGGAGAGCAUUGUUCAUUGACAAGUGGAAAAAUGGAUGAAAGUAAAUCAGUAGAUUCAAAAGAAAGUGGGGAAUAUGAGGAUGACUUUGAGAAGGACCUGGAGUGGUUGAUCAAUGAUAAGGAAAAAAGUAAUGGCGGCAUAAUAGAGAUGGCUUGCAAGAAGGAAGACGAUCUUGACCAGGAAUUAAAAGAGGAUGAAUCAGAAACAGAACACAGCCAACUGCUCUCUGAUCCAGAUAAACCUGUAAAGGACGAGGCCUCACUCCGAAGAAAUGACUUUAUUUCCGUCCCAAGCAUUCAGCCGCUGGAUCCCAUAUCAGACUCAGACAGUGAGAACUCCUUCCAGGACUUCAAACCGGAAAACCAGAGAGAGCUGGAGGAAGACGAGGACGAGGAAGUAAGGAGAUAUAUUAUGGAGAAAAUUAUAGAGGCGAACAAGAUCCUACAGAAUCAAGAGCCAGUGAACGAUAAAAGGGAGCGAAAACUGAAGUUCAAGGACAAGUUAGUUGAUUUAGAAGUCCCGCCGUUAGAAGACAGUGACGCUUGCAAAGCUUUCUCAGAAAACGAAAACAAUAUGUCUGGGAAACUCUCUCAGCUAUGCAUUUCUGGUGAACUGGGACAAGAGAAAGUGCUCCUGUCAGUUCCUGACGGCAGCUGUGAAGAAAACGAUAGAAAGAUAUUGGUAGAGAGAGACGGGAAGUUUGAACUUAUGAAUUUACAAGACAUCGAGAGUCAGGGAUUUCUGCCUCCCAUUAGUAGUGCUAAUAGUACCGACAAUGAAAACCCCCAGUUGCCGCUCAGGUCUCCCACCCCAUCUGCUGGUGGAGUCAAGAAAGAAGAGCCUGUGGCAAAGGUUCACACUGUGGCUCUCUCCUCACCAGAAGAGCCACUGGCUCAAGUCCCUCAGCCACCACCCAACCCCAAGAUUCGUCCAAGCUCUGCUGUCAACCCAGAUCUAAAUAAAAGAAGCAGGAGAUCUAAUCACAGGAUACAGUCUGCCAAUGUCUCUCCAGUUACCUCAACGUAUUGUCUGUCGCCUCGGCAGAAAGAACUCCAAAAGCAGCUAGAACGGAAGAGAGAAAAGCUGAAGAGGGAGGAAGAACAACGCAAAAUAGAGGAAGAGAAUGAGAAGAAGAAAGAGAACGAGAUGGUGUUCAAAGCAUGGCUGCAGAAGAAAAGAGAGCAGGUCAUCGAGAUGCGGAGAGUCCAGCGGGCAAAGCAGAUCGAAGACAUGAACAGCAGGCAGUUGAACCGAGACCCGCAAGCGGCCUUCCGAUUAUGGCUUAAGAAAAAGCACGAGGAGCAGAUGAGAGAAAGGAAGACAGAGGAGCUCAGGAAGCAGGAGGAGUGUUUGUUCUUCCUGAGAGGAACAGAGGGCCGUGAGAGGGCCUUUAAACAGUGGCUCAGAAGAAAACAGAUAGAAAAAAUAGCUGAGCAACAGGCUGUCAAAGAGAGAGCUAGGCAGCUCCGGCUGGAAGCACGGCGCUCCAAGCAGCUACAGAGCAACCUGUACAACAUGUCCGAAGCCAAGUCUUUCCGCUUUACUGACCAUUACAACUGA
Arvicola amphibius (Eurasian water vole) is the source of this 1660-nucleotide messenger RNA. RefSeq names its product coiled-coil domain containing 181 (gene Ccdc181). NCBI's taxonomy places the organism in Eukaryota, Metazoa, Chordata, Mammalia, Rodentia, Cricetidae. The transcript has 6 exons. Gene Ontology annotation, molecular function: microtubule binding. The record is from RefSeq and is a predicted model, not a curated record. The coding region runs from base 131 to 1660 and encodes 509 amino acids.